CCUAGUGUCACCUCGGGGUCCCGAAUUCACGCUACUUGCCCAUACCUGGGAAGGUGGUCCCGAACAUCAUCGGGUAUCUGUUCAGCUGUACAAAGAGUGUGUACGUCCAUCAAGGUAUUGUUGAUCACACUUUCGCCUUGCUUCGGACAAAUUCAAGCAUACAAUUUCGACAACUAGCAACGACAGAUACAGCAAAUAUGGCUAUCGAUGCAGCAACCAACACGUUUAAUAUCAUCAUCGUAGGUGGCGGUAUAGCCGGAUUAGCUACUGCCAUCGCAAUGAGAGGACCCCACCGCGAAAUCAUCGUCCUCGAAAAAUCACGCAUGAACAAAGAAGUCGGCGCUCUCCUCUCUCUUCAGCCAAACGCCCAAAAGAUCCUCGAGUCCUGGCGUCUCGGUGCCAUAAUCGACAAAGCCCGACCUACUGCCGAAAGACAAUUCAGAAUUCUGGAUACCAAGGGAAAUGUUCAUAUGAAUAUCGAUAUGGAUGGCAAAAAGUAUGGAGCUGAUCGUAUGGUGUACCAUCGUCAGGAUCUACAUACUGCUUUGAGGGAAGCUGCGUUGAGUACAGAGUUGCCUGGACAUGCUGCUAGUAUCGUCACAGCGGCGAAGGUCGUGACUUGUGACUGUGAAGCUGGGAUAGUCACACUGGAAGACGGAGCCACAUAUCAAGGCGAUCUCAUCAUUGGUGCAGAUGGCAUCCACAGUGUCAUUAGGGAUGCUGUGCUCAAAGCUGGAAACCACGACCUCGUACAUCCCACACCCACUGGCGUUUCUGCAUACCGUCUGCUCGUCGAAACUUCCACACUAUCCUCCAUCACCGUGGAUCCAGAAAUCUUCGACCCAAAACGACAAGCAACCACAUUGAUGAUGGGCCACGACCGCCGCGUAAUAAUGGGACCUGCAAGAAACGGUGCUUUGCUGGGCUUGGUCGGCAUGGUACCCGACGAACACAUGCAUGAAACCAGCAAUGCAAAUUCCUGGACAGCACCAGGCUCUCUAUCAAAACUACUAGAAACCUAUCACGAUUUCCCGCAAUGGAUCCGUGAUAUUUUUACACAGGCACCAGAUCUUGCGCUCUGGCAAUUGAGGGAUAUCGAUGCUUUGCCUGCUUGGACAGCGGGACGCUGCAUAAUCAUUGGAGAUGCGGCACAUGCCAUGCUACCGACUCAAGGACAAGGCGCAUCUCAAAGUCUCGAGGAUGCAGAAGCGCUUGCUGCCUUCUUCAUCAACGUUGGCACAAAACCUACACUCCCAGAGCUUUCGCAACGAUUGAGCAAAGUGUUUGAAGCGAGAUAUAAGAGAGCAAGUCUGAUUCAGGCGUAUAGCCGUCAACAAGCACGCCCUGCCACGGAAAAGGGAAGUUCAAAGGUCACAUUAAAUCCAGCAGAGUUUUUGGACUACAAUUGUAAAUAUGAAGGUGCUGUUAAAUGGUUAGAAGUGCAGCAGCAACAGCAGCAGUAGCAGUAGCAGCAGCAGCAGCUAGAAGUAUAACACUGCUCGAGUAGGGGUAAUGGUGAUUUGCUUUUGCUAUUAAAUGGACAUAGAUUUAGCUAGCCAUAUUAACAGACAUCCUAAGGCAGUAGGACCUAAUAAAAUCGUUAUAUCGUACACCGCC
Molecule: messenger RNA, 1617 nt
Organism: Aureobasidium subglaciale EXF-2481
Lineage: Eukaryota; Fungi; Ascomycota; Dothideomycetes; Dothideales; Saccotheciaceae
Exons: 2
Coding region: 198-1463 (421 amino acids)
Molecular function (GO): monooxygenase activity; FAD binding
Source: RefSeq, a predicted model, not a curated record